Messenger RNA from Humulus lupulus (European hop), 2047 nucleotides. Its product is annotated as MLO-like protein 6. Gene Ontology annotation, biological process: defense response. Gene Ontology annotation, cellular component: membrane. The coding region runs from base 241 to 1848 and encodes 535 amino acids. NCBI's taxonomy places the organism in Eukaryota, Viridiplantae, Streptophyta, Magnoliopsida, Rosales, Cannabaceae. The transcript has 14 exons. The record is from RefSeq and is a predicted model, not a curated record.
AAACAAGGGUCAUAAUUAAUAAACACUAAUCACUUUUGUAAUUUCAAGUUGCUAUCAUUCAAGUUUCAUCAAUGGCGCACUCAAUGGUGAAAUAAUUUCAAUGAUUUUGACUAAGAUAUAAUCAAGGUCUCUCUCUACUUGUAUAUAUUUCUCUAGAGACUUUUAAUAUUGUAUAUAGGAAUAUAUAUAUAUAUAUAUGUAUAUAGAGAGAGAGGAAUAUAGAUAUAGAUAUAGAUAUCAAUGGGUGGAGAAGAUAGUUCUACGAGGGAAACGACACUCGAAACGACGCCGACUUGGGCUGUGGCAACAGUUUGCUUUGUUUUGAUUUUGGUCUCUAUUAUCAUUGAGCAAUUGCUUCAUCUCUUAGCCAAGUAUUUCAAUAAAAAAAGGAAGAAGUCACUGCUCGAAGCUCUUGACAAGAUCAAAUCAGAUUUGAUGCUGUUGGGGUUCGUAUCAUUGUUUUUAACAAUUACUGAAAAGACAAUUGCAAAUAUAUGUAUACCCCAAAGUGUUGGCAACACAUUUCUUCCUUGUAUAUCCAUAGGUGUAGAAGAAGAAGAAGAAGAAGCCAAGUGUGCCCAACAGGAUAAGAUUUCUCUGCUCUCGAGGAAUGGUGUGAGGCAGCUUCAGUAUUUGAUCUUUGUGUUGGCCGUUUCACAUGUCUUCUCUUGCAUUCUUACUUUCGCUCUUGGCAUGGCCAAGAUGAGGAGUUGGGAGUCAUGGGAGGCAGAAACCAGAACAUUGGACUAUAAAUUUUUAAAUGAUCCGCGAAGGUUUAGACUGAUCCAUCAAACUUCAUUUGGGAAGAGGCAUUUGCACUAUUGGAGCCAACAUCGAAUUCUGCGAUGGCCGGUAUGCUUUCUUAGACAAUUCUAUAAAUCUGUAUCCAAAGUGGAUUAUCUUACUCUAAGACAUGGAUUCAUAACGGCACAUUUUGAUGAAGGAAGCAACUUUGAUUUUCAAAAAUAUAUAAGAAGGGCUUUGGAGAAAGAUUUUCGUGUGGUUGUGGGGAUUAGUUGGUGGAUUUGGAUUUUUUCAGUACUAUUUUUGUUCUUCAAUGCACAUAGCUUUCACAAUCAUCUAUGGCUUCCUAUAAUCCCAUUAGUGAUGCUGUUAGUAGUGGGAACUAAUCUACAGAGCAUCAUAACUAAGAUGAGCUUGGACGGCCAUGAUAAAUCUGAAGUUGUAAGAGGCACUUUUCUAGUGAGGCCCAGUGACCACUUUUUCUGGUUGGGCCGGCCCAAAUUGCUUCUCCAUCUCAUGCACUUGAUUUUGUUUCAGAAUUCUUUCCAACUGGCAUUCUUUGCAUGGACAUGGUACAAAUUUGGGUUGAGGUCAUGCUUCCAUCAAGAAACUGAAAACAUCGUCAUAAGGGUUGCCAUGGGAAUAUCCAUUCAUAUGCUUUGUGGCUACGUAACAUUACCUCUAUAUGCUCUUGUCACACAGAUGGGAUCGUCAAUGAGGACAGCAGUGUUCACAGAGUUGGUUGUGAAAGGAUUAAAGAAAUGGAAAGUUAGGGCAAAGAAGAAUCUGGCAGCAGCGAAGAACACCAAAUGGAAAGAAGAACAACGUAGCCCAACAUCACUGGAUAAUAAUAAUCCUAACUCUCUCCAAAUUUAUUCAGCGGUCGACGCCGCCGCCUCACUUUCUUUCAGUACUCUUGAUCAUGCCUCUUUCUCUGUCGAUGUGGAUGAUUCUGUUGCAGUUGAAAUCACUGAUGAGGACAGCUUCAGACCCAUAAAUGAAUCAAACCAUCCUCGUGAUGACGACGACGACGACGAUGGUGAUUAUGACCGCAAGAAGAUCAGCUCGUUUGAUGGGUUUCGCUCCACCGAAACAAACCUAUGAACUUUUCUUUUAAUAUUUUGGAUAAUAUUAAUUGCCUGUACAUUUGUUAUUAUGAUUAAAUAAUUACUUUCUUUACCUGUUUUUUGAAUUUCGAUGGAUAUAGUCUGAUGAUGAAGUUUGUACGAAUAUAUCAUGUAGUAGUGUUGUUUUUGUAAUUAGCAUAUAGCUACUACUGAUCAUGUCCUUGUAAUUUUCUAUA